Striga asiatica is the source of this 876-nucleotide messenger RNA. The record is from the annotation of a GenBank genome assembly. Lineage: Eukaryota; Viridiplantae; Streptophyta; Magnoliopsida; Lamiales; Orobanchaceae.
AUGCGCUCAGACGACCAUUAUGUUGAGACGUUGCUUGCCGUAGGUGCUCGGAACGACGAGAUAGCGCUGGGAGGAUUAAUCACGUGCAUUGCCGAGCAUGCUGGGGUGGAGCUGCGGGGUCGGGUGCCGAUUGGAAGGGUGUCGACAUUGGACACGAGUUUGUUGGGACCGGGCCAGUUAAAUCUGUUGUUUAAGGAUAACGAUUAUUUUUGGCGGGUCGCCCAAGGCGAACUCAUUGCUCUGCCGAACCCAGAGUACACGACGAUUCGUGUCAGCCGCAAUAUCAAGAUGGACCACCCGACGAUGCCUCAAGUUGCAGCGCAGCUCCCAGACCUUCCGAGCCCGAACCAUGGGAACAGCUCACGUGUGGAGGACCAGCUGCGAAGACGACCAAAAACUCAAAAUGCAUCAAACUUCUUGCUCAAGCAAGCCAAUUUCAGGGAUACCGCCGGCCGCUCCCUUCUACUGUACGUCAUCAUCGUAUCGCCCACCGUCAUCGUCUCCGAAGUUCACUGCCUAGGGUUCCGCCAUCGUCAGGGGUCUAGUAGAUAUCGUGUGAGCCGUCUGGCGUUGUUGGGUCAUCUCGCCCACGCUCGCGGCAUGAUCACGCCUAAAAAUCAAGCGGUCGCGCGUGAUGCCCGCGCUCAUGCAAAAUUUGCGCAGCAGAAAUUUGUACGUCAUCAGUGUCUCGCGACAUUCUCGUGCAAUAUGUUCCAGGCUGUGAGCGCUCUUGGCUAUGAAAGGGCACACGUGCCUGCGUCUCUCGGGACUGCCGUGCGACAAAGUCGAGCGUUGCCCGCAACAUCCGUACGCGGUGCUCGCGGCCUACUACCGAGGGCCUUCGGCCAUCGUCGCCCCAACGUCAACCCAAGCUAG